Messenger RNA from Lethenteron reissneri (Far Eastern brook lamprey), 3645 nucleotides. Its product is annotated as lysophosphatidic acid receptor 6-like. Gene Ontology annotation, molecular function: G protein-coupled receptor activity. The record is from RefSeq and is a predicted model, not a curated record. Lineage: Eukaryota; Metazoa; Chordata; Hyperoartia; Petromyzontiformes; Petromyzontidae. Gene Ontology annotation, cellular component: membrane. Gene Ontology annotation, biological process: behavioral response to pain; G protein-coupled receptor signaling pathway.
CAGACAGAGGGAGCAGCAGCAGCAGUUGCUGCUGCUACAACGGAGAAGAAUCAGCGGGGUGGUGGUGGCGAGGAGCGUGGCGAGCGCGCUGCUGGUGACGCUGCGGAGUGAUGGAGCUUCCGCCCACGAUGGAGAAUAGCUGCCCGUGAUGGAGCCUGCACUCAACCGAGACCCGCAGCAGCCGCUCGCAGGCAGAGCCGUGCCGUAGCAAGCCCCGGCACCGCGACAACGACAGCUCGCGUCCGCCCGGACGCGGACAUGUAGCGCCGAGAGACGCGCGGCAGCUCAAGCGAACGACGGGUAACUCGCCGAACGCAAUGCGGUGGCAGCGCGUUGACGGGGCAGCGGACGGUGCGCCCGGCUCGCGCCUCGAACCACCUCACCGCCGCCGCCACGCCCGCCCGUCAGCCAACCUCCCGCCCCUUCCCGCGUGGAAUUUGUCGCUCGUUCCGACGCGGCGUGCCGCCGAUUAGGAGUCGGCAGGCCCCGCGCGCGAACCAUGGACUCGUCGCCGCCGCCGCCACCGUCGCCCGGCCUCAACGUCACCGAGUGCACCGCGGACGCGCACUUCAAGAACACGUUCUACGCCGUCGCCUACGGCCUGGUGUUCGUGGUGGGGCUCUGCGUGAACGGCGUCUCCUGCUGGGUGUUCUGCCGCCACAUCAAGUGCCACUCGGAGACCACCAUCUACAUGUCCAACCUCGUGGUGUCGGACCUGCUUUUCGUGGGCUCGCUGCCGCUGCGCGUGCUGUACUACGCGCGCGGCGGCCUGUGGCCGUUCGGCGAGCUCGCGUGCAAGCUGAGCAAGGCGGUCUUCCUCGUCAACAUGUACGGCAGCGUCCUCUUCCUCACGUGCAUAUGCGCCGACCGCUUCCUCGCCAUCGUGCACCCGCUGCGCUCGCGCCCCCUGCGCACGCCGCGCAUCGCCCGCCUCGUCAGCGCCGCCGUGUGGCUCUUCGUGGCGCUGUGCGGGGCGCCGGUGUUCGCCCUGCGCGCGGCCAACGUGCCGCCGCCGCCGUCGGACGACGACGCUGCCGACGACGCCGCCGCCGCCGCCACCACGUGCUUCGAGAACUUCUCGCAGGAGGACUGGUCGAGGAUCGGAGCGGUGGUCGUGUUCGUGGAGCUCGUCGGGUUCGUGAUCCCGCUCUGCGUCAUGGUGUACUGCUCCUGCCAGAUCCUGCUGACCAUUCGGAAGACAUCGAUGCUGACGCAGAGCUCCCUGAACAAGGACAAGAUUCAGAAGAUGAUCGGCGCCACGCUGGCCAUCUUCGUCACGAGCUUCCUGCCGCACCACGUGACGCUCAUGCUGUACACGAUGGUGCGCACGGAGACGGUGGGUGGCUGUGCGGCGCUGCGCACCCUGCGCACCAUCUACCCCGUCACGCUGUCGCUCGCUAGCGCCAACUGCUGCCUGGACCCCGUCAUUUACUACUUCACCACGGAGACGUUCAGGCAGACGCUGAGCGGCAGACAGACGCUGUUCCGCAAGCUCACGGAGCGCCGCUCCGUGGGCUUCUUCGAGGAGAACGGAGAGGCCGAGACCGGCGUGUGAACGCGCGGGAGGAGCGAGAGGGCUGCGUUGCGUUCGUGACGAAAACCCCCGUGGGACGGUCAAGAAACCGACUCGCGGCUUGUUGGCUCGUUGGGACAAGCGCGUGUGGGACAAGCGCGAGGGCUGCAACAAACCCCAGAAUGUGAAGGAUUUGACUGUUCACAGAGGCCUGAGACACUGGAGCGUGGUGUUGCCCGAGAGAGCCGAGACUCUGGUGUGUGUGUGUGCACGCACCGCAAACCCGGCGACCCGAGUUCGAUUCCCGCUCACGGCCAACACAAGUGACGAUUAUCUGAAUGGGUCCUGGGUUUCCCUCUAGGUCGACUCGGCCUCAAAUCAGUACCUGGUGUGGUGUGUCAACAUUCGCCAUUCAGGAGAUAAAGGUGGCCGGGCAUGGUGUUGGCCACCCACCUCCUCUUGUUUCCAUGCCAGCCUUCAUAGGUGCUCGCUAACAGCACUUGGCCAAAGUCUGUUAAGGCUAUAUGGGGGAUCUUUGUCUUUGGAGUCGAGCACAUGGUCGGACCGAGGAUGUUGAGUGUGAUGGAUGGAACCUUUUAGGGGGGUGGGGGGGGGUCACAAGUCUGGUUGCGUGACGGAAUGAUGGAUUGACCACGCAAGGCUAAGCUAAAGAAUGAUGAAAUAAACACACGGGCUAAGCGAAAGGCCAUUAUCCACUCUGGCAAUGUCAGGGCAAUCAUCACAGGCAAAGGCGCUUUGCCGGAAUGAAGUGACAUUUAUCUAGCCAAUCAGAGCAAGCCUUGAUGAAAAUUGUGUAUGCUGAACAAUGGUUGAUCUACAGACUGUAAAUUAACUUGUUUAUUCGGGAUGAGGCAGGCCUGGUAGUUGUCACAGGUCCGAUCACAGUCAUUCCUUUAUGCAGCCCAUUAUUUCAAUACAAUACAUUACUUAUCCGAAGGCUUUCUCUUCCAUCCGUCCAGAUUCCCACUCUUGCUGAAUUUGGAAGCCGCCAUUUAUUUCAGGCGCAGAAAACGUCACCUGACCUCCGUCUUUGAUCUGAUUGGACGUUGUUGCCGCCCCAGGUCGCCCACUAGGAGGGCAACUUGCAUCAGAAUUGUCGUUCAGAUUUUUGGGCAAUGAGAUUUUGACACAGCUGGGGAAUGCUGUGGCAACUAUUGCCUGUGACGAUUGCCCUGAUGGAUGAAGGCCUUGGGGAGUGCAAGUUGUAACAAAGUGCCUCGAGCCCAAUGUGAAACUUGGGCCAUGGUUGGGAUCACAGGGAUGAGCCUCAAGUGCCCCUCUGUGGUCAAACAGGGUGCUGACGUGUAAUAUGCUGUACGGCCUCAGUGCAGUCACCGGUGACUACUACGACUACUACUACUAAUGAGGAAAAGUCCCAUCGUGAAAAGUGGCUUUUGCACUUUAGUGAAGCUUACCGCUCGGUAGAUCGGUGCCAAGCAAAGUCGCUGCCUCACAAGCUGCUGGCUGUCAACAUUCACAGCACAAUCGCAGAGUGGCAGCGGUGCAGUCGGGUUACCGAAGGAUGCCUGGAAAAGGCCCAAUAUCUCCCGAGCGUCACCCCGAUGCGGCGGUUGAGUGGUCCGCCUGCCCAUAGGGAGUUCUGUAAUGGGACGUCCUCGGGUUUCAACUGAGACGUAGAAUGCAGCAAAGGGAUGACGUUCAGUAACUUCGGCGUAUCUGAUCCGACGCUUGUGACGUUUGCGCGAAUGUUGAUGCAGGAGGGCGGAGGGAGAGGGACCAACUGCAGAGAGGUAAAUGAGUGUGUGACGAGGGGCGACGCACAGAGUCCCCCCCCCCCCACUUGCCGAGAGCUGUGAGGUGGGCGGUUGUGGGCUCUGGUGAGGGGAGAAAGGCGUUGGGGAGGGGUGGUGCCAGUGGUGGUAGUGCCGGUGGUGGUGGAGCUGCCGGUGUUACGGCUGUGACCUCGAUCUCGAUCUCGAACGCGAGAACUGCUGCUGCUGCCGCCUUUCUCUUGCGAGUAUUUUUGAGCCCGAAUACAAAUAAGAUUAAAUCUGUCUUUGUUUUAUGUCAUUAUUAAAGUGCCUUUCACACAAUCGCCAGCACUGCUGACGAUAUCACCUCAUUUCACUUUGGCCAAAUAACGCAAUGAA